Messenger RNA from Brenthis ino (lesser marbled fritillary), 984 nucleotides. Lineage: Eukaryota; Metazoa; Arthropoda; Insecta; Lepidoptera; Nymphalidae. The record is from the annotation of a GenBank genome assembly.
AUGGGCCAUUGUCUUAGCUGCUUCAAAAACCAAACAAAUGCUGAUGUAGUAACAUCAACUCCAAGGCAGAAAGAUGAGAUAAUGGAAAUUGUCUCAAAUAAUCAAGUGCCUACUGUCAUGAUAUCUGAUUAUCCUCAAGAAGAACCACUUUUACACAACAAUGAGAAUAGCAUAAAUUGUUAUAGAAAUAAUAGCCAUAUAAGUAAUGCAAAUGCUUUGAAUUCUGUAAAUGACAAUUGCUCAGGAGAUAUUGUACAAAAAAUGAACACCAGUAAUUCUAAAUUACCAAAACCUUUCUACCAGAAGUUGCCCUCAAUUCCACGAAGCAUGUCUUCCCUAGGAUCUAAUGAGUCUCGUAUUUCAGAAUCAAAGAUUAAUCAGUUAUUUGAACUCUACAAAGAUAAUUCAGACGAUUCUAUUCUUGCAGACGGAAUUGAAAACCUUUGUAAUGAUCUGCAGUUAAAUCCAGAUGAUUUUAAAGUAUUGUUACUUGCAUGGAAAUUAAAUGCUAGUCAAAUGUGUAGAUUCACUAAAAGUGAAUUUGUCCAAGGUUUAAAAAGUAUGAAAACAGAUUCCAUCAAGGGUAUUCAACAAAAACUAAAUGACAUCAGUCAUGAAAUAAUAAGGGAUACAGAGCAAUUUAAAGACUUAUACAGAUUUACAUUUAAGUUUGGUUUGGAUGUAAGUACAGGCCAGAGAAUACUACCUGCAGAUAUUGCUGUACUGCUUUGGCGCUUAGUCUUCACAAACAAUGAACCACCAAUAUUAGAUAGAUGGUUGGCUUAUCUGGAGAAAAAUCCUCACAUAAGAGGGAUUCCUAAGGAUACUUGGUAUAUGUUUCUUAACUUCUGUGAAUUUGUAGGAGAAGAUCUGAGUAGUUAUGAUGAUACUGAAGCUUGGCCUAGUUUAUUUGAUGAUUUUGUGGAAUAUGAGAAUGAUCAAAUGAAUCAAAAUAUAUCUAAAACAGAAAUCAAAAUUCAGGAU